AUGUUAGAAACAUUAGCCGAUUGGGGUUAUCUUAUCUUUGGUAUUUAUUCAUUCAUAUUGAUUCUUGUUGGUACACCAUUAAAUCUUCUUUGUUUUUAUAUAUUCAAACGUGUCAUACCGAAUCGUUCCAAUGCAACCAUUAUCGUUUUUUCCUAUGUAGCACUUAUCGAACUCUUGAUUCCGUUUACUUGGAAUUUAAACUAUGCUGUACGCGAACUGAUAUGGAAACGUCAAACGAAUAGUUCAAUUAAGAAUCUCGAAGAAUAUUCGUUAUUUGUUUGUAAGCUUGUCUCUUUCGGCGCAUACUUUCUCCUGCAAUGCGCUGCCUGGUUGAAAACAUUGGCAACAUUUGCACGUUGCGUAUCUCUGCAUCAAGAAUGGUCCAUUAGAAAAUAUAUAUUAAAACCAAAUAUUAUCCAUUAUCUUUGUUGGAUGACUAUUAUUCUCUUCGCUUUUAUUAAUUUUCCAAUAUGGAUUAUUAAUGGAAAACGAGCGAUCGUUCUUGAUAAAAAUAAUUCGACACAGAUCCAAAUCAAGUGUUACCGAUCUCAAUUCUUUCAGUUCUGGGAGAUUGUUCAUUUACUUCUGUAUAAUUUCAUUCCUUUUACACUAAUGAUUUUAUGUAAUAUGGCAAUUAUUCGUCAUGUACACGAAUCGCGCCGUCGUACAAGACGAUCGAAAAUACGCUCGAAAACGCAAAAGAAACAUUCAACAACGACACUUUCAUUUACGCGACGUCAACCGUCGACAAACGGUAGCCGAUUGACAAAAACUUUAGUUUUCAUCACGAUCUUCUUCAUUAUAUUUACAUCACCAUCCGCGAUAUUUUAUAUCUCUUUGGGAAAGAUUAUUAAACGUCAUCGACAUUUGAUUACAAUGGGAUUGAGUAGUUUGGCAACAACAAGCCAUGUUGUUUCAUUCGUGAUCUAUUGGUUAACAUCAACAGAUUUUCAAAAUGCUGUAGUUAAUUUUAUUCACUGUCGACCAGUGUUUUCUCAACGUUUAUCGGCUGAUGAGAAACCGAACGAAAAACGACAACUGACUAUCUCGCCAUCGGCGUCCCUACCGGCAUCGAAUUCGGAUCUAUGUCGGAGCGCGAGAAUGCUUCAAUCACCGACAUUCUAG
Adineta ricciae is the source of this 1125-nucleotide messenger RNA. Lineage: Eukaryota; Metazoa; Rotifera; Eurotatoria; Adinetida; Adinetidae. The record is from the annotation of a GenBank genome assembly.